AUGGAUUCAACGAAUGGAGAACAAGACAUCAUGCGGAUAUGGUCCCUCCUCACGGAGGUCUCUGAACAGCUUACCCAGAACCGCUCAGUGUCUAUCUCUAUUCAUAACCUCACGAGUGGUGUGAAGAGUCAAUCUGUCCACUCGCAGACGGGCUUUGUUCUGAGACGAUUCAACUUAGACCAGCCAAAAGCAGAAGUCUACGAGGCAGAGCUCGAGCGCAUGAACACUGCGAUGACCGCAGAUAACCAGACAUUACAGAACGACAACAGGCAGCUGAACGCCCUAAUACGGGAGUAUGAACAAACUUUGGAGAAUGUCAUGAGUCAAUUCCGUGCCCGCGCAUACGAAGUGCAGCAGCGUGAGCUUGCACUUCUACGCGAAUACGAGAGUGCGAUCGUACAACGCGAAACGGAAGCCCUCGACGCCGCCCUAUCGGCGAACAACUCACGCUCCGAGAGCCUAGCACGGCUUGGCCGGCUGCUGCGUGCCCUCAUGAAAAAAUUCAACGGCGAAGACGUCUCUUCAUGCGAGGCCGCAAUGGCAGUAGAUGCACCAUCUGGGCCGGUUGCGUCGACAUCUCAUAUACCUCCACCCCCUUCCUUGGGACCUCAACCGGGCGAAGGCCCGACUGAUGACGGUAAACUGCACAGGAGGAUCAUCGCCACAGAGUGGGCUCUCGAACGCGAGAGUGAGCUCGCGCGCCUGGAACGGGAGAACGAGGAGCUGCGGAUACUCCUGCGAGGCGUCCUGAACGCUGAGACAGUUCCUAUGCCCGCCGCGCCAUUAGCGCGGAGGCCAGGCCAGGAGUUGGCUGAGAUAAAUGAGGAUGGUAGAGCGUCACCAGCGCUGUCGGUUGCUUCUUCGACGGCAACAGUGAGACCUGGUGGGAGGAAGCUGGGCGGCCCGCCGGGGACUGUGGGUCCGUUCGGCUCGUAUAAGAUGAGGACGCAGUUGAACGGCCAAUGA
Molecule: messenger RNA, 966 nt
Organism: Fomitopsis serialis
Lineage: Eukaryota; Fungi; Basidiomycota; Agaricomycetes; Polyporales; Fomitopsidaceae
Exons: 6
Coding region: 1-966 (321 amino acids)
Source: RefSeq, a predicted model, not a curated record